CCCCGCCUUCGCUCGCCCGGUGCGCGGCGCAGGCCCCUCGGGCGGCGGUGAGGAGGCGCCGAGGCGGCGGCUGGGCUGAGGCGCGCAGGGCGUCGGCGAGGCUGAGGAGCGCGAGGAGGUGCGGCCGCGGCCCGGCGCCCCGCCGCCAUGAGCGGCUCCUCGGGCACCCCGUACCUGGGCAGCAAGAUCAGCCUCAUCUCCAAGGCGCAGAUCCGCUACGAGGGCAUCCUCUACACCAUCGACACGGACAACUCCACCGUGGCGCUCGCCAAAGUGAGGUCCUUUGGUACUGAAGACCGCCCCACAGAUAGGCCUGCCCCCCCAAGAGAGGAAAUCUAUGAGUACAUCAUUUUCCGAGGAAGUGAUAUCAAAGAUAUUACUGUGUGUGAACCUCCGAAAGCUCAACACACACUCCCUCAGGAUCCUGCUAUUGUUCAAUCUUCCCUGGGCUCGGCCUCGGCGGCGUCCUUCCAGCAACACGUGCCUUACAGCCCUUUCCGAGGGAUGCCACCCUACAGCCAGCUGGCGGCCAGCUCCCUGCUGAGCCAACAGUACGCAGCCUCCCUGGGCCUCGAGAAGUUGGUAAGCCCUCCAGCCUCAGCCGCUGCUUCCAGCCCUAGUUCUUCUCCAUCUCCACAACCCGUUUCAGAGCUUGACAUGUCCUCAGAGCCACAUCAGCUCACUUCCAAGGGUAACAGCAGUCUUGGAGAACUGCAUGCUGUUUCGAAGCCCGUCCCGAGAGCGAGGGGAGCUGCUUUUCCAUCCGUCCCAGUUGGCAAGAGCCCUAUGGUGGAGCAGGCUGUCCAGACUGGUUCUGUCGAUCACCUGAACGCCAAAAAGCUGUUACCUGGCAAGGGCACUGCAGGGAUGCAGCUCAACGGUCGCCAGGCCCAGCCGAGCAGCAAGACCACCAGUGAUCUAGUUCAGCCCGCAGCUGUGCAGAGUCAGGGGCAGGUGAAUGACGAGAACAGAAGGCCUCAGAGGAGGAGAGCAGGGAACAGGCGGACGAGGCCUCGCUCUCGGGGACAGAACCGCCCGCCUAGCGUGAAGGAAAACACAAUCAAGUUUGAAGGCGAUUUUGAUUUUGAGAGCGCAAAUGCUCAGUUCAACCGGGAGGAGCUGGACAAAGAAUUCAAGAAGAAACUGAACUUUAAAGAUGACAAAGCGGAGAAGGGGGAAGAGAAGGACUCGGCAGUGGUGACCCCAAGUGACGAGACCCCUGCCGAGGAAGACCUGCUGGGGCCCAACUGCUACUACGAUAAAUCCAAGUCGUUCUUUGACAACAUCUCCUCUGAACUCAAGACCAGGUUUAGUUCCAGGCGCACCACGUGGGCCGAAGAGAGGAAGCUCAAUACAGAGACCUUCGGGGUGUCAGGAAGGUUUCUUCGUGGCCGUAGUUUCCGGGGUGGAUUUCGAGGGGGCAGAGGCAAUGGUACGGCCCGUCGCAACCCAACAUCCCACCGAGCUGGGACUGGCAGGGUGUAAGGAGUACCCGAAGGCUCCCCCUGAAGCAGCACAGACACAACACUGUAUGUGGAAGGACAUCUAGAAACGCUGCACUUAUUGUGGGAGAAAUGGGUCACUUUGUUUACUAAGUUUGGAAAAUUCCCAUACUACUUAUGUUUUGGACUUAACUGAACUUGGACAUGGUCUGAGUUAAAACCACUUAUUUUUUGGGGAAGUGUUCAUGGGUAACCUCUUUGAGGUGUCUUGGCCUAUUUCUCCUUUGCAGUUGCACACAGCCCAAUUCUAAGGUUUUGGUAUUUUGCAGAAAGGUUCUGUUGUGGAUGCUUGACCCUCACUCAAUGACUUUUCUCUAAUGACAACCUUGACUUUGACUUUCAAGAGGAACCAAAUCUUAUCUGGCAGAUGUGGCAGCCAAGCGUGUCUGUAACCCAGCUGGCCUGGCACCCCCGCUGCCGGGGCUGGUCUCGGGAGCCAGGGCCAGCACAGGCAGGAGUGAGGGGCAGGGUAGGGAAGUGGGGCAUCUCGUGGAUCAUGUUGUGAAAGUGAAUGGGGUACCCUGGCGUUUAGAGUGGAGUUGGCAAGGUUAGGGGCUGGCAGGGGGUAGGGGAGGACUGGGGGAACUUUCAGGCAAAGGAAGGGGCCCCUGACACUAGCUACUUGGCUGGCAUCUAGGGAGCCCUGUGUCCACAGGGCCCUCCUCCCCGUCCCGGAUGUGAGUCAGUUUGGCACUGGACUCUGGCAGCCACUCCCGAGUGUUCUCAUCUCCUUUGGAAACAAGCCAGUCUUUUUUUUUUUUUUUUUUGCAAGGUCAGUUGACCAAAAGCCUAUUUCUUCUCAGUUGUAAAUAGUUCUGGUUUUGUUUUAAAGGUGGGGUGGAGGGAGGGUGGGGAAUAUAAAUUUGUUGCAUGAGUAAAUGGGUCAGAUCUUUUAGUGUGAGCAUGCGUCCCUCUGACAGGGCAUUUUGUUGAAAACAAGCACCUUGGUAACCAAACCCCUUUAAGUAGCCGUAAAAGGUUUUCGUUGUGUAUUGAUUAAAUUGCUGUAAAGGCUUGGGUUUAUUUUUGUAGGACUUAUUGGCUAAGAGUUAGAACAGCACUGGGGCUGCUUUGUUGGAGUAAUGUAAAUUGUGAUUAUAAAUAAACAUGCAAAUGUUUAAAACUUU
Molecule: messenger RNA, 2629 nt
Organism: Choloepus didactylus (southern two-toed sloth)
Lineage: Eukaryota; Metazoa; Chordata; Mammalia; Pilosa; Megalonychidae
Gene: LSM14B
Product: LSM family member 14B
Exons: 10
Coding region: 148-1485 (445 amino acids)
Molecular function (GO): mRNA binding
Source: RefSeq, a predicted model, not a curated record